Messenger RNA from Brettanomyces bruxellensis, 2406 nucleotides. RefSeq lists its product as uncharacterized. The record is from RefSeq and is a predicted model, not a curated record. Gene Ontology annotation, cellular component: NatC complex. The transcript has a single exon. Bases 1 to 2406 code for a protein of 801 amino acids. NCBI's taxonomy places the organism in Eukaryota, Fungi, Ascomycota, Pichiomycetes, Pichiales, Pichiaceae. Gene Ontology annotation, biological process: N-terminal peptidyl-methionine acetylation.
AUGCAAGAGGAAUUGGAAAAGGGAAUAAUCUCUCUGGAUAUUAACGAUACUGCCUCAGACAUCGACAUAACAGAUACGUUUCAGGAGGUCAUCGGAGAAAUAGAUUAUGGUACCGUGGUGAAAUCGCAGCAGUUUAAACUUCUUCAUGGUACACAUGCUUUGGAAGUAAUGAAUCCCAAGCUUGACACAUCUUUGCUACCUACAAUUCAGUUUGAUUUAUGUUCUGUGAAUUCAAUGGAAAAAGUCAACUCCAUCAUUGUCGGGAUUUUUGACGCAUUAUGUGCAUGGCUGGACAACAAUUCCCUUAGUGUAUCGGUAUUUAGUUGUGCAUACAUAGAGAGACUUUUAGUGAAUUACAGACAGUGUGGUGUAAGCGGGUUAGACUUUCACACACAUAGUGGGAACAAACAAGAGCACGAAAAGCAGGAAAAUUCAAUUUCAGAUAUACUACAGUCUAAUGAUGAAUCUAUAAUACUGAAGGAUGCAAUUCUUCGAACAUUUUGUGUUUCAAUUCUUCAGUUUGUGAAGUUCGUGAUUAAGAUGGGACUUGCUGGUGUCAUUUACGAAGAAGAAGAUCUUAAUACACAAACAAUGAACAUGAACAUAAUUCAGGAAGUGGAUUUGGAUCGCUCAGUUUUGGAACUAUCUCGUGUUAUGACAUGGGUUCAAACCCAUACGACUGAGAAAAAUCCAAAGAGUGCUGAUUUUCAGUUUUGUUACGACUCCCUUAAGCUGGUUAAUUGCAUGCUAGAAAUUCCAAAGGUUUUGAACCUAAAUUUGCAGCCGUAUUCGAACAUUAAGAAUGAGAAGUCAAACUCAAGUUCAAAGCUUCAUGAAAUCAGAAAGAAUGUAACCGAAUGUCUUUCUAUAAUUAAAAAACUAUCAAGCCUUACUUCUUAUGUGGAAGGUCUACCGGAGAUACAAGGCUGCUUCAGUACUAAUGUUCAGAAACACUUAGAUAAUUGCAGCCCUCCAAAGCCAGUUGUUCUUUUGAAAUUUGAUGAUACGAUGCAAAAUUUGGACAGACUAAUUACAGACUCACUAGCAGUUUUGAGACUGGUCGAUGUUGAGGAUUCUGUGCAGAUGGUCGAAUACUUGUCAUAUCUUAUGAAUAAAAGGGAAUCAACAGAUGAUGAAGAUGAUAUUCUUGGCAUGCAUGUGGUUGCCCGUUCAGUCUUGCAACUAUUCCUGAUUAGGGAUGAUGAAUCCAUUUUUGGCAGUAAAAAUUAUAACAUCAGCAGUUUGCUGACAGAUUUUAUGACAAAGAUAGCAACACAAAAUGCGAAGAUAUUUGAUAUAAACAAAAAGGAAGUCCAGGUUGCAAUGGGCGAACUUUUGUCCAACAUCAAAUUCCCGUUUUAUAAUUUCUUGACAUGUGUUUCACAGAACCCUGCAAGGCAAAGGCAGAUUUGUGGAAGGGAGAUCAUACUUUGGGACAGGUUUCAAGUGGAUGCUGAAAACUUGGAGUUGAAAUUUAAUAACCUGUUCCCUGAUAAUUUUGAUGGUGCAUCUUUCCCAAUAAUGCCGAUUGCAUCCUUUAUAUACUAUUCGAAGUUGAAGAAAAUGAUCCAGCUGGUACUCAAAAACGUUGAAUUGCAUCUCUACAAAGAUUUAAGCGAGCUCAAUAUUGGCUACUGGGGUGUUUCUUAUUUGAUAGAUUAUCUCCUUCAGCAUUUGAACAGACUUAUAGAUCUAGUCAAGUUAAGACAGAAGCAAGUGAAUAUUCUUUAUGCGUCACUUGGCAAGGCGAGGGGGAAGAAGAAGGAAGAACUUAUGAAGUUGUACAAGAAGAAAUCUGCACCAGUGCCGGAUCUUAUUAGGACACAAAAAUAUCUCGAAUAUGAGGUGAGUAAAUUUUCUAUUUUAAGAGGAAUAAUCGAAGUUAAGCUCGUGGAACUGCAAAUACUUAAUUACUUUGGCUAUUUGAAACUUCCCAGAAUGUGCAAAGUACCAGAGCAAAUGCUUUUCGAGAUCCAAUUUAAACCAAUUCAAUCUGUUGGCGUUCCAGAGAUGCCAAGCUUUGAUGAUUAUCAAAAGACAUUGAAUAGAUUCAAUGAUGCUUUUAAGGAGGUGUUGCGGCAGAAUGACUUCGGAUACUUUAAGAAGUUGAUCACGGUAAAGGCACAUAAUUUAAACGAUUACUUCCACAGUAUUGAAAAACAAUUAAAGGAACUAGGCUUUCCAUCUUUUCUAAGCGAUAUCAUUUCAUCUGAUAUCAAGAAUUUGAGACGCGCUUCGAUUUAUGCCGAACUCUCCAUCAACAAGUUGAUAAGGAUUUUAGGAGACAACUCGGAAAAUCACAAGAACUUGAAUAUAUCGAUAGAGCGCCUGCAUCAAAAUCCUUAUUUUCCGAAUAUUCAAGUUGAAUUGAUGAAGCAGACGUCGGAUGCUCAUAAAACUAAUUGA